CCAUCUCUUUUGAAGCCAGCCAUGGACCUGCAACAAAGGGAAACAAGGUCAGUUCAAGUCCAUAUCAAGCCUAAAGUCCAAGUUCAAGCACAGGCUACAAGACUAGAGCCCACAUGUGAGCCAACCAAAAGCAGAGCCAGCCCACAAGGAUCAGUCAAGGCUCGAUCAAGGCCCAAUUCUAAGGCAAGCCCACAUGGUUAGAAACGACCCGGCCAGCUCAAAAACGACCAAAUCCAACCGACCGUUCGAACCAGAAUUGGUCUGGCCAAACCCAGACACCACCGCCUCAUUUUUCUAUAAAAGGAGGCCCAAUUCCCAAGGAGAGGGGACAGCUUUUCAGAAGGGGAAAAGAUUGGGGGGAAACACUUUCAUUUCUUUCUGUCAGUUCAGAGUUCUUUUCUUCUCUUCUUGGUCAGUUUAUAGUGGUUUUCUGUUUUUGGUUGGUUCUGGGGAAAAUAGAGAGAGGGGGGCAAACACUGUUCUUCCAUUUUCAUUUUUUGUAAUAGAAGCAGAAGAUUCCCAGCCUAACAAAGGCAUAAGAAAACUUGCAAAUCAA
This is a messenger RNA of Linum tenue, 556 nucleotides long. The record is from the annotation of a GenBank genome assembly. Lineage: Eukaryota; Viridiplantae; Streptophyta; Magnoliopsida; Malpighiales; Linaceae.